Messenger RNA from Anopheles marshallii, 3498 nucleotides. RefSeq lists its product as uncharacterized. The transcript has 4 exons. Gene Ontology annotation, biological process: protein K48-linked deubiquitination; protein deubiquitination involved in ubiquitin-dependent protein catabolic process; protein K63-linked deubiquitination. Gene Ontology annotation, molecular function: K63-linked polyubiquitin modification-dependent protein binding; cysteine-type deubiquitinase activity; zinc ion binding. Gene Ontology annotation, cellular component: cytoplasm; nucleus. The record is from RefSeq and is a predicted model, not a curated record. The coding region runs from base 1 to 3498 and encodes 1165 amino acids. Lineage: Eukaryota; Metazoa; Arthropoda; Insecta; Diptera; Culicidae.
AUGGACAUGGAGAAUACUCAUUUGGUCACGGAAUUCAUCACGCAUACUGGAGCUAAUACACAAGACGCAGUCAGCUGUUUGAAAUCUUGGGAAUGGGAUUUGAAGAAAGCGCUAAUCGAUUACAAUGAUACUUCGACUACGGAAUAUUUCAACAACAAGAAAAAUGAAAGUGAAGAUCGAAUGAAAGCACACUCAUCUGCAUCCACAUCAACGCCACAAUUGUACGGAUCAGCUUCCACUUCUUCAAUGCUGCCGUCAGCAACAACGAGAUCGAUGCUAUCAUCGGGUACAUUUAGUAAAAAUCAACGCCAGCAACAACCGCUACAUAUGCAACAUAUUCAUGAUUCACAAUAUUCAUACGUUACUAACGGAAGUGUGAUCGGAAGCAAAAACGCCACAUUUGGGGAAAGCAACAGAAUUAGCAAUAGCUGCAGCAAUAAAAUUACGACCGUGCAAAUGCAAUCUCUAUCUGCGGCGAAAUCGCAUCGUAAUCCACAGUAUAGCCAUUUUAACAAUUCCGGGUCUUCGUCCACCGGGAUUUCAAUGGUGGGGAAUGUGAAACCUGAGAACUGCAGCAGCAACAGCGGAAUGAACUACACGUCCGUUUUACAGACCCCGAUUGUACAUCUGAAGCCAAUGCUCAAGAAAGCCGAUUCGAUUGACAUUUUUGAUAGCAAAAAAUUAGAACGAGGAAUUUCACGUGCUACCGAAAAUGUGACAUUGGUCUCGCGCGCCAGACAAGAGUUUGAGAUGGAUUUUCACGCCCACAUUCACGAGAAGAAUGAUAAAAAUUUGAACUUCAUCGACACGCCGGAUUAUACAUUCACCCUGCCCGACCUUACAAAGUAUACGGACGAUUUUCGCAAAUUUCUCGAAAAAGAUCUUAUUGAAAACUCUACUCUGAACUCAUUGGAAACUACAAACCGACUGAACUGGUGGUAUGAAUCAGGAGCCUGCCGCAAACUUUGGCCCCUGGCGACUACAGGUGAUGGAAACUGUCUGCUACACGCGGCUUCGCUGGCUAUGUGGGGCUUUCACGAUCGUCGUUUGACAUUGCGUCGUACGCUGCAUGACAUUUUAUCGAAGGAGGAGUUUCGCGAAGCACUUUAUCGACGGUGGCGAUUCCAGCAAACGCGUGUCAAUAAGCAGGCGGGAUUUGUGUUCUGUGAAAACGAAUGGGCUAAAGAGUGGGAGGAAAUUGUGGCCAUCGCUUCCCCAGAACCUAGGCGCAAUUCACAGAGCACCGGUCCCUCCCGUCGCCGAUCUCUGUUGAUCGAAAAAAACUUUGACGCUCUUACUGGUGGGACAAGUUCAACGCUAGCCAGUGAUCGAGAAGACGAAAAUGCCACAUAUGAAAGCUUGGAAGAGAUUCAUGUACUAGCAUUAGCGCAUAUACUGCGACGCACGAUUAUCGUGGUUUCCGACGUGUUUCUUAGAGACAUUAAUGGAGAAGCAUUUUCACCUAUACCGUUUGGGGGUGUCUAUUUGCCAUUCGAAGUACCAUCGAAUGAAUGCCACCGGGCUCCGUUGCUACUCGCCUACGAUAUGGCACAUUUUUCGGCGUUAGUAGCAAUGGAAGCAUGUAACGAUAGUCCACCCGCGUUAAUACCACUAGUGGAUGAAACGAAUCAGCUGCUUCCGAUUCAGUUUUGUAUUGACCCUGGGAAGGAUUUCAAUUGGCGGGAAUACGACGGAAGUGAUGGAAACUGGAUUCUUACUGAUCGUGAACAUAUAGCACUGUUGAAAGAAUAUCUGGAUAUAGUUCAUGCUACCGGUAUUGAAAGUCCGGACGAUGAAAUCUACUACGACGAUUACUCUGAUGACGAGUAUGAAAAAAAACUUGCAGAAGGAGAAAUAGUUUUUACGUCCGAUGAGAAUUACAAUCAUAACAUUGGUACAACACCGAUGGCGACAGUAAACACAACUGCAUCCUCAACGACGACACCAAUUGGUGGAGGGACAAUAACUUCCAUGACUGCUUCCAACCAAUCUUUACCGGCUAGUGGCAGUGGGAGAGAUGCUGGAGGGAAAAGCAAAGCAGCAAAACAGCUCCAAAGUGUUGCAAAACAAUUUGGCAGCAUUGGUAAAUCGAUGAGUCGCAAGCUUCGUAAAAACAUUGGUUCGAUUACACGAAUCGGUAGCAAAAAUAGCCACAGUGGUAACAGCUCGGGAGGAGGUGCCAAUGGCAAAAAGUCACAUUUUAAUGAUAAAAGUAAUUAUCGUAGCGAAUAUCCGCGGUUUCGAAUAUUGUGUGCACAACUAAAAUCUCGCCGCCACGAGUAUCAGGAGGAGAUGAUAAGAAACUACCUUGAGUGUGCUCAAGAACGAUACCUUGAAGCGGAGAAGAUGCGCGAUCGAAAGGAAAUCGAGCGUCUUACAAAAUACGUUGCCGAGGUAGGACAGUUUCAUCGUGACCAUGAGCUUGAAUACGCCGGUGAUGGAGGUGUCAUUGAACAGUCCGAAGUGGAUGGAGGUGGGCCGGUUAAUUGUAUUAAUGCUGGCUGUUUGAACUAUGGUACCGCUGCGACCAGUUAUAUGUGCCUAGAAUGCUAUUCAAUGCAAUGCAAAAGAGAGUCGUCUAAUCCGAAAUGUGACAUUGAUUCGAAGGAUUACACUCUUCGCUAUGGGACGGGUAAGUCCAAAUUUUAUGCUGAAGCUGACAUGGAUGCACACGAUAAAAUACAAAAACUACCCUCAGCAAGGCGCUUGAAUGAUCUCGAUCAAACGCUCUAUUUGUCACGCUCCACGUUCUACAAUGAUACAAAACCGGACGAUAUCCACUUACCUACAGCCUCUACUUACAAACAAGCUGGUUUGGAACAGUCAUCCAAUGCGAGUGGGCUUGUCCGACAAAAUUCUCAGCCGCUACAGCUCCAGCAUCAACACCAUUACCACCACCAGCAACAACAACAUCAUCAGUCCCAUUAUCAUAAGGGAGAAGAAGUGAAUAAACCACAUCAGCAUCAGCACACAGGUUCAGCUACGUGUAUGGAAUAUCCUCUCAGUGCCAAACCACCAACCGGUCCAUCUUCAUCUGGUUCGACGACUUCUAGCUCUAGUGGCAUUGUAGCAUCUGUAUAUUCACCGGGAGGAAGUGGACAUAGCGGUAGUCAUAGUUCGAACAUACCUUACACACGUGCCGGAGCGUUGUGUGUGGUAAAUCUUCCUCCAGUGUCUAGCAACGCUGAUUCUACGGGCAAUAGAGUGAUUGGCCAGUUUGGGAGCUCUCAUAAUGGAAUAUCAGGUACUGCACAUGGGGCAUCAGCUAGUACUAACGAAGCCAUACGAUCGUUGCAUCCAUUUUCGUCAUCGUCGUCUUCUUCCUCGAUCGGUGUUGGCGUUGGUGUAGGUAAUGGGGGACAUUCAACAUCCCAACCAAUCGUGAACAGUAGUCAUUACGGCAAAAAUCAGCUCUGCCGCACGGAUGGAUGCAAGUUCUACGGUAGUAUCAAUACUAAUUUUUACUGCUCCAAGUGUUGUCAAGAGUAUAACAUUUAA